UUGUACAUGGUUAACAAGUUGUUUAUGAAUUUUAUAUGUUGUAUGUUAUAUACUUUAAGAAAAUUAUUGUAUGAUGGAAAAUGCAGAUGAUAAUAGCAAGUUUAAUGUAGAUUUAAACAAAAAACGUUCAGAUUAUCUGUCAUGGGAAGACUAUUUCAUGGCGAUUGCAUUUCUUUCAGCUCAACGAAGCAAAGACCCAGUGACACAAGUUGGGGCCUGCAUUGUUAACAAUGAAAAUAAAAUUGUUGGGAUUGGAUAUAACGGUAUGCCAAUUGGUUGCAGUGAUGAGGUGUUACCAUGGUCAAGAAUUGGAGAAAGUUUUAUGGAAACAAAAUAUGCUUAUGUAUGCCAUGCUGAACUUAAUGCAGUUUUGAACAAAAAUUCUGCUGAUGUACAAGAUUGUAUUAUCUAUACAACACUUUUUCCAUGCAAUGAGUGUGCUAAAAUUAUUCUACAGUCUAGAAUUAAGGAAAUAGUUUACUAUUCCAAUAAAUACAAAGAUCGUCCUGAGACUCAAGCAGCUGAGAAAAUGUUUGAUCUUGCUGGUAUCAAGCAUAGGCAACAUCAACCAAAGCAGAAGCAAAUUGUUAUUGAUUUUGAUCGAAUAAACACAUUUAAACCUACUCCUACUGGAAUGAAGUUAACUGAUAACUUUAGUAAAAUAUCUAUUGAUGAGAACUAAAGUUAACAUUUUAUGUGAAUUGAACUGUGCAGGUUGUUACUAAGUGUUGGGAUGGAAAAGUUGUGAGGUUAUAGAAUAGCAGAUGGAUUAGUGAAGUACUGUCAUUGUGGGGGAUGUUGUGUUAGAUUAGCAAUGGAUUGCCAAGCUAAAGCAAAGAUUUGGGCAAAAGGUGAUGUUUGUGCAAAAGUAUAUAUUAAAAAGAAAGAGAGAAGAAAAUUAUAAAAAA
Molecule: messenger RNA, 908 nt
Organism: Hydra vulgaris (swiftwater hydra)
Lineage: Eukaryota; Metazoa; Cnidaria; Hydrozoa; Anthoathecata; Hydridae
Product: deoxycytidylate deaminase
Cellular component (GO): cytoplasm
Molecular function (GO): zinc ion binding; hydrolase activity
Source: RefSeq, a predicted model, not a curated record